Molecule: messenger RNA, 2622 nt
Organism: Enhydra lutris kenyoni (northern sea otter)
Lineage: Eukaryota; Metazoa; Chordata; Mammalia; Carnivora; Mustelidae
Product: protein phosphatase 2 phosphatase activator
Exons: 10
Coding region: 253-1224 (323 amino acids)
Biological process (GO): mitotic spindle organization
Cellular component (GO): nucleus; cytoplasm; protein phosphatase type 2A complex
Molecular function (GO): protein tyrosine phosphatase activator activity; peptidyl-prolyl cis-trans isomerase activity
Source: RefSeq, a predicted model, not a curated record
GGCCGGCUCCUCGUGAGCGCCGCAGCCGCGAGCCGGCCGUUGCUGGGCAUGCUCCUUGCGUGCCCCGCACCAGCAUGGCGGUCGUCUUCACGGGGGUGACUUUAAUUCUCGGUUUUCGGUUAUAGCCGGCUGGUGCUCCUUUCUUUUCAGAAAGCUCUGAGCGCCUGGUGAAGCCGGGGAAAGGGAAGGGGUGCGGGGGUGAAAGGUGAGAGGGGACUGCAGGCAUCCGGGCCGGCUCCUGGCGGGAGGAAGAUGGCUGAGGGCGAGCGGCAGUCGCCGUCAGAUUCUUCGGAGGAUAUCCCUCCGGCCACUCAGAGCUUCAUCAUUCCGAAAAAGGAGAUCCACACAGUUCCAGACAUGGGCAAAUGGAAGCGCUCUCAGGCGUACGCUGACUACAUUGGAUUCAUCCUCACGCUCAAUGAAGGUGUGAAGGGGAAGAAGCUGACCUUCGAGUACAAAGUCUCUGAGGCCAUUGAGAAACUGGUCGCCCUUCUCAACACUCUGGACAGGUGGAUUGAUGAGACCCCUCCGGUGGACCAGCCCUCUCGAUUUGGGAACAAGGCCUACAGGACCUGGUAUGCCAAACUCGACGAGGAAGCAGAAAACUUGGUGGCCACAGUGGUCCCCACCCAUCUGGCGGCUGCCGUGCCUGAGGUGGCUGUUUACCUAAAGGAGUCCGUGGGGAACUCCACCCGCAUCGACUAUGGCACAGGACAUGAAGCAGCCUUCGCUGCUUUCCUCUGCUGCCUCUGCAAGAUUGGGGUGCUCCGGGUAGAUGACCAAAUAGCUAUUGUCUUCAAGGUGUUCAAUCGGUACCUGGAGGUUAUGCGGAAACUCCAGAAGACAUACAGGAUGGAGCCAGCGGGCAGCCAGGGAGUGUGGGGCCUGGACGACUUUCAGUUUCUGCCCUUCAUCUGGGGCAGCUCGCAGCUGAUAGACCACCCGUAUUUGGAGCCCAGGCACUUUGUCGAUGAGAAGGCCGUGAAUGAGAACCACAAGGACUACAUGUUCCUGGAAUGUAUCCUGUUUAUCACUGAGAUGAAGACAGGCCCCUUUGCAGAGCACUCCAACCAGCUGUGGAACAUCAGCGCCGUGCCCUCCUGGUCCAAGGUGAACCAGGGUCUGAUCCGCAUGUACAAGGCCGAGUGCCUGGAGAAGUUUCCUGUGAUCCAACACUUCAAGUUCGGGAGCCUGCUGCCCAUCCAUCCAGUCACCUCAUGCUAGGGGUGGAGCAGCCAGAGCCACCCGGGCCACCGUUCCUGUGCCUGCCCUUCCCUGCCCCAGCUCCAGUCAUUCCCUGACCCCUCCCCCUGUUUCUGUUUGCUGAGAGGCUGUUUGCUGGGGUGGGCGGUGAGCGCGGGGUUGAGGGAGGCUCAAGGCAUAAGGGUGUAGGACCCAAAGUGAAGGGAGAAGUGACCAAAGUGGGGCCCGUUUUCCCAUGGCGGGGGGCGGGGUGUGCUCGGGCCCCAGUCCUGCGCUUGGCCUUCCUCUCCUCCUUUCCCGUCCGGUCCGGCUCAAGACCCGGGCUGGUCUGCACCACUGGGAGGGGAAAGGGGUUGCGGUUUGCUUUCCUUUCCCAGGUCCUGUUGCCUUCUUAGGGGUUGGAGGGGUUGCUUCCCGGGGGGUGGGUCUGUUUCUGAAGCCAUGUUUGGGUGGGCGUCUGGGGGUUCUGAAGGCUGCAGGCUGAGGCUGGUGGCCAGCCUGGGGUGGGCUCAGGGACCGAAGAGCAUCGGCCCCUGGGCCUGCUGGUGCCUGUGUCCAGCGCCUCAUCCUGGCUUCUCUCUUCUUUGCCCUUUGGCUCUGCUGGGUUUUUUGGCCAUAACCACUCCUGCCGCCCUCUACCGGGGUGGCCUCUGGAAGCUGCCCUUCGGGUAGGCACUGGGUACAGGGCCUGCUCACUGGCUGACCCGGUGAGGCCUGCCUUUCCAAAGUUUCUCAGGCUGGGAGGGGGUGGCCGAGACAGGGAGGGGCUGGGGCCCACUGGGCCUGUGGGGAACCUGGAUUCCUCAUGACUCUUAGCUUCUGCUUUCUCCUCCCUGCUGCUUCUCCAGGGCCCUUUGGCCCUGUUUCCCUGCCCUUCAGGGCAGUGGGUCAGGGGCUCCUGGAGCACUCAGCAGCAACCCCCCACCCUCCCCUCUCCCUGCACUUCACCGACUGGCUCUCCAGGACAAGGCAGCCAUGCCCCCCUUCCCCAAGCCCAGGUUUGGCUCUGGGUUGGCAGGGCCUGGGCUGGGUGAGGGGUUGCUGGCAUGCCAGGUCCUGAGUUUUUUCUAGGCUCUUGGGCGAGCCUCUUGCAGGCCCUCUCCGUCUCAAGCCCAGGCCUGCCUUUCUCCACUACCCCCACCCUCUCUCCGGGUCCACAUCCCUUUGGGAAGGAGGAGCUCCCAAGAAGCACAAUUCAGGGGCUUGACCCUCACAUCUGGGCCGAUGGCCUGGGCAGAGGCCAGGACGGGAACCACUAGAGUCACGGAAAUCGUUUUCCUAGGAGAGGCCCAGUGCUGGCCUCCCUCCCAGGGUCCAGACCACCGCCUUCCUGGCUCCUCUUGCCCUGUCCUCCUUGUGCCCCUCCAGUCCCAUGCGCCUUCAUUGCUGUUUGGAUUAAAGCCUCUGUUUUGCACCUGU